ACAAUUUCUACACCGUUCCACGUUCCACGUAUGACAGGAUAACAUAACCUAUACGUCUCCUGUACGGUUGUACGGUCAUUUCUAUCCACGUCUGUCAGUCUUUUCGCAUAGUUAAGGUUUCACUUGUGACAGUUUAUAUCUUCAAUAUGGUGUCCGUUUUAAAUACCGUCGAUACCGGCCACGAGGAUAUGAUCCACGACGCGGAAAUGGAUUAUUAUGGUUUAAGGUUAGCCACUUGCUCGAGCGACAAUUCGGUGAAGAUAUUCGAUUUGAAGAACGGCACUCAGAGUCUAGUUGCUGUUCUCAAAGGACACAUCGGGCCUGUGUGGCAAGUCGCGUGGGCCCAUCCGAAAUUCGGCAAUCUCCUGGCGUCUUGCAGCUACGACAGAAAAGUAAUUAUCUGGAAGGAACUGGGAGAGUGGACUAAGAUAUACGAGCACACCGGUCACGAUUCCUCUGUCAAUUCAGUUGCGUGGGCGCCACACGAGUUUGGUCUGAUCCUUGCCUGUGGCAGUUCGGACGGAUCGGUUUCUAUUGUCGCGAACACCGGUGAUACCUGGCACAUGCAGAAAAUAACAAACGCUCACACGAUUGGUUGCAACGCGGUCAGUUGGUGUCCAGCUGUCGAUUCGGCCGUUGAUUCCACUGUGACUCCUCAACAGAGGAGCGAGCCUGUUAAGCGACUAGCCACUGGUGGUUGUGACAACCUGGUGAAGAUAUGGAAGGAGGAUGGUGACAGAUGGAUAGAAGAAAACAAACUGGAAGCGCAUAGUGAUUGGGUUCGCGACGUAGCCUGGGCACCGGCGGUUGGCCCAUCUCGAGCCGCUUUGGCGUCCUGCUCGCAAGAUCGUCGUGUCGUUGUAUGGACUUCCAAUGAUUACACUAGCUGGACACCGAAUGUUCUUAAUGUUUUCGACGACGUCAUCUGGAAUGUUAGCUGGUCGUUGACAGGCGGCAUUUUGGCGGUCAGCGGUGGAGACAACAAGGUUUCGCUCUGGCGCGAGAAUUCCGAGGGACAGUGGGCAUGCAUCUCGGAAUUGAACAAAGAUCAAGGGAAUCUUAACAAUCCAGAUCAACGCACGUUGUAAUAUCACUUUAAUAUGUAAAAUAAUAUAAGCGUUGUAAAUUAAUGCGAUUUGUUUGAUAUCGAGUAUCUUUAGUAAAUUCCAGAAUUAACAUUAGAGUUAUUUACCGUUAGUAUUUGAUUAUCUGUAAGCGUUUAUUCGAAGUAUAACAAUGCUGUUUAUAUUUGAUUGAUCUUUAUUACGAUAAUAAUCGAAAAAUUGCAAAUAAAUAAUUGCAAAAUA
This is a messenger RNA of Monomorium pharaonis (pharaoh ant), 1307 nucleotides long. It is a transcript of the gene Sec13, whose product is annotated as protein SEC13 homolog. The record is from RefSeq and is a predicted model, not a curated record. Gene Ontology annotation, cellular component: COPII vesicle coat; nuclear pore outer ring. Bases 147 to 1088 code for a protein of 313 amino acids. Lineage: Eukaryota; Metazoa; Arthropoda; Insecta; Hymenoptera; Formicidae. Gene Ontology annotation, molecular function: structural molecule activity; protein binding. The transcript is spliced from 3 exons. Gene Ontology annotation, biological process: positive regulation of TOR signaling; protein import into nucleus; COPII-coated vesicle budding.